This is a messenger RNA of Mytilinidion resinicola, 1141 nucleotides long. RefSeq lists its product as uncharacterized. The record is from RefSeq and is a predicted model, not a curated record. The transcript has 2 exons. Lineage: Eukaryota; Fungi; Ascomycota; Dothideomycetes; Mytilinidiales; Mytilinidiaceae. Gene Ontology annotation, molecular function: protein binding. The coding region runs from base 1 to 735 and encodes 244 amino acids.
AUGGCAAGCAAGAAUGCACUAAGAAAGCCUGAAGACCAUCCGUCGUUCUCGACGAUGGGUCAGAAAGUGGCUACUAUCACCGUUAGCCCAAAGAAGAAAGCAUACACCAUCCGUCUCGAUCUGCUGGUGCACUAUUCCGAAUACUUUCGCGCUGCUUUCACCGGAUCCUUCAAAGAAGCGGAAGAGAAGAAGAUACAUCUUUCAGACGUCGAAGAGUCAACUUUCGACUACUUUAUGGACUGGCUUUAUUAUACCAAGAUCACCACGAGUCAGGAACACAAAGAUCCCAAAGAUGACCCCCACCCAUACUAUAUCUUCGUCGAACUCUAUAUACUAGGCGACAAGUACCAAAUUCCGAACUUGCGCAAGUAUGUCAUCGAUCACAAUUUCCAGUAUUUUCUCAGAGUUGACGACGUCCUACCGGUGCCUCAUAUCAUCACUCAAGCAUAUGAGUCACUGCCAGAGACAUCGCCUCUGCGAAGGUUCUUCAGCGACCUAUACAGUAUAAGACUCAGUUCUUAUUUUCAGGCCAUUACCGUGGAAAUGAGAGAGAAGCCGUCCUGCCUACCCAAUGGAUUUCUCGUCGAGGCUCUUAUCAAGGCAUCGGAUAUCCGUGACGUUGCUAAGAAAGGCAAAUCACCGGCUUUGAAACUUUGCGACUAUCAUGAGCAUCCGGAUAAUGAGGACCGAAAGAAAUGCGAGGAGAAGCACGGAAUCACCAACAUCAAAGGAUAGCAAAUCGACGAAUGAACAACAUCACUUUUCAGGCACCAGGGAUUCAAAAACAAGUCUCUAGAUCUUACGGAGGUGUGGCUGGGCGACUUAAGCUAGCAUCAUACGCGAGAUCCCAGCUCAAUUCGGAUGCAUUCUCUUUGCCCUCGACCGCAAAAGUUUCCUCUCUUGGCCUUUUUACUUCUUUUCAUCUCUUUCACGGCAUACACGGCAAAACAAGCAGCAAUUCGUCGACAUUCGGGCGCCCAGCUGGUUUCUUCUAUUGAACAACAUCUCUCGGGCUCUUUGGGGAAAUAGGGAGGCUGCAUGGUAGGGAAGAGUUCUUCUGGGAUGUUUCUUUUGCUCCUUCAACAUCUUGCUUUUUUCAAUGCAGCAUAUGCUUUUCUUUUCAGUCCAAACUUUGGUAGGU